Messenger RNA from Striga asiatica, 354 nucleotides. NCBI's taxonomy places the organism in Eukaryota, Viridiplantae, Streptophyta, Magnoliopsida, Lamiales, Orobanchaceae. The record is from the annotation of a GenBank genome assembly.
AUGUCGCUCGCCGAAACCCCGGGCCUGCUGGAAAUCGUCAUCGAAAUCCGCCCUAGCUCUGUCACGCUGCCACACGUCAUCCUCCACCCUGCGCCCAUCGCGACUGAAUCGCUCCUCAUCCUCCGACCCCGCGCCGUCACGCCAGAAGAAACCCUCACCAUUGGCCCUCUGUCGACCGCGCCCCAGGAAAAGGAUGCGGCAGAUAAAGUUCAGGAGAUCACAAAAUUUCAUUCAUAUUUCAUAGCGCUGGCUAUGUACUCAGAGGAGGCUGUUGAAGGAAGGACCAAAUAUUAUAAUUCACUUCCUGAGGAGUACCCAUGGAUCAGAGCAUUAGCGCAAGAAAUCAUUAAGUAA